AUGCCGACGUGGGUUGUCGUGAUGCUGGCGGUGAUCGCCGGCAUUCUUGCCGUCUUACUCAUUCUCAUCCUGUUCUUCUGCAUUCGGUCCAAGGAUAAGAAACAGCCGCCGUCGCCUGCCGAGCCGAACCGACGCCUCCCGACACGAGCGGAGAGCAGUGAGUUUUCACCGUGUACACAAAAAACCCUCAUUUUCUCUUAAUACAGCAAUUGGGAUCAGACCGAAGAUUCCAAAUCCAAUCUACACUAUCAACACAGUCCGUGCGGAGAGAGAAGGCACCAGUAUUGCAGAUACGUUGACCACCAGAAAACGUAAAUGAAAAUGAAAAUAGACGCUCUGUUUUUCAAUUGCUUCAAUUUCAGUAUCCCAAAUGUUUGAUUCGAAAAAACGUUUUUCUACUGCGUUCUCUCACAGAUCAGCCUACUUCGACUUUGAAAAUUCUCCACUCCCACGUCACAAGGUAUACAAAGAUUACAGGAAUUCAGUUUUUCGCACAGUUUGGGACGUUUAGGAAUAUCUGGACUUCAACGACAUUGAGAAUAUGGUGCCAACCAAGAAGCAAGUUACUACUCCGGAUCGACCCAGCAUUGACUUUCUAAACGAAAUUCACGGUAACACAAAAGAUGGGUUCUUAAAAGUUGAGAUUUAUUCAGAUAGCAACCAGAAGAGCAAGGAGGGCAAAUCAAGCGACGAGAAGAAAGGGCAGAAGUCGAACGAAAAGCGAGCUCCGGUGAAGCAAGUAUUCGCCGAGGAGGAACAUACGUCAUUCAGCCAGAAUACAAGACCGAUCUAUGCAAACUAA
Molecule: messenger RNA, 802 nt
Organism: Caenorhabditis sp. 36 PRJEB53466
Lineage: Eukaryota; Metazoa; Nematoda; Chromadorea; Rhabditida; Rhabditidae
Source: the annotation of a GenBank genome assembly